AGUAUACGAAAGUUUAAAAUUAUUAUUGUAUUUAAUAUAAUAUUUCUUAUAAUACUAAUUUAAUGAAUGACAUAAGCUACUAGUUUGAUUCAUAUUUAUUUAAUUCAAUGGACUGUAUAAUAGUUGAGAGAAGUUAUUAAAUUUAAAAAACAAAUGGGCCAAAAAUCUAGUCAAUUCUCUGCUGAAGAGUUAAAUGACUAUCAGGAUCUCACUUAUUUUACAAAAAAAGAAGUUUUGAUUGCGCAUGAAAAGUUCAAGUCUUUAGCCCCUGAAAAAGUGGGACAUAAUAAAAAUGCCAAAUUAGCACUAAACAAGGUCCUUAAGCUUCCUGAAUUAGCUGCUAAUCCUUUUGGUGAACGUAUGUGUCAAGUAUUCAGUUCUAGUCAAGAUGGGGAUUGCACAUUCGAAGACUUUCUAGAUAUGAUGUCAGUAUUUAGUACUAUGGCACCUGCAGAUGUAAAGGCUGAACAUGUCUUUAGAAUUUUUGAUUUUGAUGGUGAUGACAUGUUGGGUGUUGGAGACAUAAAAAAAGUAAUUCAAUGUUUAAUUGGAGAACAAAAUAUAUUUAAUGAUAAUGAUCUUAAACGUUUGGUACAAAAAAUAUUUGAAGAAGUAGAUUUUGAUGAUGAUGGCGCUCUUUCGUUUUCCGAAUUUGAACAUGUAACUGACAUGUGUCCAGAUUUUGUGAAGAUGUUCAAUAUUAAACUUUGAAAAUAUAAGUUUAAAAAGAAGAAUAUAAGUUUGGAUAUAGUACAUAAAACAAAAAUAAUUUUGUGGAUAAAUUAUAUUUUAUUUUAUUUUUAAAUUAUUAUUUAUUAUAACUCAAUACAUAUAAAUUGAGAAUAUCGAUUGACUUAUGAAAACAUGUAAAAUAAAAAAAAAAAAUAUGUUUGUUCAA
This is a messenger RNA of Rhopalosiphum maidis (corn leaf aphid), 898 nucleotides long. Its product is annotated as calcium and integrin-binding protein 1-like. Gene Ontology annotation, molecular function: calcium ion binding. Bases 154 to 711 code for a protein of 185 amino acids. The transcript has 5 exons. Lineage: Eukaryota; Metazoa; Arthropoda; Insecta; Hemiptera; Aphididae. The record is from RefSeq and is a predicted model, not a curated record.